This is a messenger RNA of Brassica oleracea var. oleracea, 1331 nucleotides long. RefSeq names its product F-box/LRR-repeat protein At2g43260-like. NCBI's taxonomy places the organism in Eukaryota, Viridiplantae, Streptophyta, Magnoliopsida, Brassicales, Brassicaceae. The transcript has 2 exons. The record is from RefSeq and is a predicted model, not a curated record. Bases 199 to 1308 code for a protein of 369 amino acids.
UAAUAUAAUGAUAUCGAUCGAUGGAGAUAAAGGGCUAAAGAUAUUCUGGAAACUCACAGCAAAAGAUAAUGGGGGAAGAAGAAGAAAACCCUAAUCAGAUCUACAUAAACUACCGAUGUGGUGGAAGAAAUACUUGUUAGGCUGCCGUUAAAAUAAAUUCUCAGAUUCAAAACCGUCUCGAGGGAAUGGAGAUCAUUAAUGGAGUCGAGGAGGUUCGCGGACAGGCGUAUGAGUGUUCCAAAGAACCGAAAAUUCGUGGCUGUCGGAAAUCAGGCCCAAUCGCGGUUCCAAGGAGACGAAGAGAUCGAGAUGGUUUAUUUAGAGUGUGAUGAAGCCACACGACCGUCGUUGACAUGUGACGGUGUAGUUUGCAUACCGGAACCGAAUUGGGUCAGCGUUUUGAAUCCUUCGACCGGAGAAUUCAAUAGAUUCUGUAGCGGCCCCUUCCACUAUGAGAACGACAUGUCUACCGAAGUGUGGUGGAGCGAAUUCAAUAUAAACUCGGCGAUGGGAUUCGGUAAGGACGAAGUUACCGGGAAGUAUAAAGUAGUGAGCAUGUUGUUUGAUCAUAACCAUUACCAGAUUCUUGAUGUUGACAUUGGCCAAUGGCGGAAACUGGUCCCGCCUCCUUACAAUGUUGAUACGAGAAGGAAGUCGGCUUGUGUGAAAGGAUCCAUCUACUGGUUCGACCUUUUUCGUAAAUAUAAGAUACUAGCUUUCGAUCUUCACACAGAAGAAUUUCGGGUUGUCCAGGUACUUCCGCCCUCUUUGCACUCGACCGCAGCUCGGAUAGUGAACCUUGAUGAUCGUCUAGCCAUAGCUGACAUCUGUAUGAUGAAACCUGGAUGCAAUCUAGAGAUAUGGAUCAUGGAUGCACAAGAAGAAACAUGGAGUAUGACUUACUCCAUAACUUUAGCACAUAAAUUUAUUCCAAUGCACGGGAGAGUUAUAGAGGAAUGGUCAACGAUGUUCACGCCAUUGGCUGUUUCUAAGGAAGGGAGCCUUUUCUUCUAUGACACUAAGAAGAGGCUGUUCAAAUAUGAUCCAGAGACGGACUUCCUCUGUUGCCUCUCUUCAGAUAUUUGUGUUAUCUCUCCUUUUGUCGAAAAUUUGGUCCGUUUACAUACAGGAUGUGUUCCGAAAACCCGGCCACCUGGGUGCCGCAAUGGACGUAGCUGUCUAAAUCUGGUACCGGGUUCCCGGAUAUCUAAACAGAUCAAACUGCAGAUCCCUAAUAUUUUACUUACCUCUACUCUAGUGUCUCUAAUUUGUUUUGGUUACAGUUGUACUUGUAGAUAUUGUAUUUGAAAAGCGUGGGCCUUGUUUGUUUU